UCUAUUUAUCUUGGUAAAUGUCCGGACAUGCCUGCUGUGUCUAUGGCAACAGACAUGGACGUAUGUGAUUGUUCUAGUACAACUGCAGAUUGUGGUUACUAUGGGGAAGUGAGGACUUGUGGGAUAGCUAAAGAUUUUAGUCGAGGUAUGGAUAAAACCGAUUAUUUGAAGACUAUGAGUAUGUUCCCACAGUACUGUGAUCCAGACUCUACCAUACCUAAACCAGGUGUCUUCAAAGAUUGUGACACAACUAUUGACAAGGCUGCGACUUGGCAAGGUGUGUGGACAGAAGACAUAGCCAUGUCAUACUGUAAGAAUCAGACCGAUCGUGUCAUCCAAGAAUGUGGAGGUGUGGUAGACUUCAUGACAGAGGACAUCGAUAACUGUGUACACAAUAUAAAGGUAAGUGGCAUUACUGGGUGGCUUACUGUAAGAAUCAGACCGAUCGUGUCAUCAAACAAUGUGGAGGUGUGGUAGACUUCAUGACGGAGGACAUCGAUAACUGUGUUCACAAUAUAAAGGUAAGUGGCAUUACUGGGUGGCUUACUGUAAGAAUCAGACCGAUCGUGUAAUCAAACAAUGUGGAGGUGUGGUAGACUUCAUGACAGAGGACAUCGAUAACUGUGUACACAAUAUAAAGGUAAGUGGCAUUACUGGGUGGCUUACUGUAAGAAUCAGACCGAUCGUGUCAUCAAACAAUGUGGAGGUGUGGUAGACUUCAUGACAGAGGACAUCGAUAACUGUGUACACAAUAUAAAGGUAAGUGGCAUUACUGGGUGGCUUACUGUAAGAAUCAGACCGAUCGUGUAAUCAAACAAUGUGGAGGUGUGGUAGACUUCAUGACGGAGGACAUCGAUAACUGUGUU
This is a messenger RNA of Mytilus trossulus (common blue mussel), 866 nucleotides long. RefSeq lists its product as uncharacterized. Bases 28 to 477 code for a protein of 149 amino acids. Lineage: Eukaryota; Metazoa; Mollusca; Bivalvia; Mytilida; Mytilidae. The record is from RefSeq and is a predicted model, not a curated record. The transcript has 3 exons.